Molecule: messenger RNA, 1248 nt
Organism: Psylliodes chrysocephalus
Lineage: Eukaryota; Metazoa; Arthropoda; Insecta; Coleoptera; Chrysomelidae
Source: the annotation of a GenBank genome assembly
UACAGCAUUGAGUACAACUGCCAGAUAUAUUUGUAGUGAGUUUUUGCGGUUAUGUUUAUGUAAUUAAAUUUUCAAAAAUAAUUUCAGUUUCUUAAAAUGAAAACACUAUUCAGGAAAAAAGUUAUUCAGAAAAUCUGUUCCACUUAUUAUUCUUCUUCAAAAGUAGCCGAAGUAAAUACUCCCUAUCCAAAAAGGAUAUUUUCGGGGAUCCAACCAACCGGUGCUAUACAUUUAGGAAAUUAUUUAGGUGCAAUUUCACAAUGGGUCAAAAUGCAAGAUCAAAAUGAAGAUGUGAUAAUUAGUAUUGCCGAUUUACAUUCUAUAACACUACCACAUGAUCCUAAACAGUUAUCUAGAAAUAUUCAAGAAAUAGCUGCUACUUUAUUAGCUUGUGGAAUAGAUUCUCAAAAAACUAUUUUAUUCCAACAGUCUGCUGUUUCUGCACAUACUCAAUUAUCAUGGUGCCUAAGUUGCAUUUGUACAAUGCCGAGGUUAGCACAUUUACCACAGUACAAAGAAAAAUCAAAAGAUUUGAAAGAUAUUCCUUUGGGUUUGUUCGUUUAUCCUGUAUUGCAAGCAGCUGAUAUUUUAGCUUAUAAGGCUACUCAUGUACCUGUAGGUGAGGAUCAGAUCCAACAGAUUCAGUUGUGUCAAGAAUUGGCUAGGAUGUUUAAUAAAAGGUUUGGAGAAACUUUUCCUGUUCCUCAUGCUGUUUCAACAGGUGUUGAAUUUGCUAGGUUAAGGAGUUUGAGAGACCCAAUGAAAAAGAUGUCCAAAUCCGAUCCAGAUGCUAAAAGUAGGAUAUGCUUGACCGAUAAGCCUGACGAUAUUGUUAGAAAUAUUAAAAAAGCAGUCACUGAUUUCACUUCAGAACUAACUUAUGAUCCUGAAGCAAGACCAGGUGUCUCUAAUUUAAUAAAUAUUCAUUCUUUUGUAACAAAUGAAUCAGUUGAAGAAAUAUGUAGGCAAGCAGAAAAUUUAAAUACAGGACAAUACAAACUUGUAGUAGCAGAUGCAGUUAUUGAAUAUCUAAAGCCCAUACAGGACAAAAUAUCAAAAUAUUUAUCAGAUUCAGAUCUUUUGAUGGGAAUUUUAGAGGAAGGUCGACAAAAAGCCAAUGAAAUAGCAUCCAAAAAUUGGAUAGAAGUUCAAAAUAAAUUAGGUCUUAAGUUUGAAAUUAAAAUAGACAAAAAAGUGAAAAUAUCAUCAUAAAAAUUGUUAAUAGAUAAUAAAUAUGUGUAAUCCAUG